GGUCCCCCUGCCGUUCCAUCCCUUGAGUACAGUACUUGGCUUGUCUUCAGCAACCUGCGAUCAGCUUGCGUUCCUGCCUUGUUUGAAUUUGCUGAUCGCCUAGCAUAUCUCUCCAUUGAUCGAAUCUGCAACUGCUUCAUUGGUCGACCUCUGUUGUAUAGCCGAGGAGAUCAGGUUUCAGCGAUGGCUGGCCAGGUGUGUGUGGUAACCGGCGGUCGCGGUUUCGUCGGUCGCUGGCUGGUUCGCAAGCUGUUAGCGACGGGCGAAUGGGCGACGGUGCGGGUGGUGGACAUGGCGCCCGAGCUCAAGCUCACGGACGACGAGGCUAACGGCGAGGGCGAGGCGGGGCUCGUGCGGGACUCGGCGCGCAGCGGACAGCUGGAGUACAUCUCGGGGAAUGUCUGCGAUCGGACGGCCAUGGUUAAAGUCUUCCAGGGCGCAUCUGCGGUGUUCCACAUGGCGUCGCCCAACCACGCGCUCACGGACCUCGCCCCCCACUACACCGUAAACGUGCUCGGCAUCAAGAACGUGAUCGCGGCGUGCCAGGAGGCGGGCGUGCGGCGGCUGGUCUUCACCAGCUCGGCCAGCGUGGUGUUCGACGGGCGCCACGACAUCAAGAACGGGGACGAGUCGCUGCCGUAUGCCGGCAAGGCUACUAACGCGUACGGGGAGACCAAGGCGCAGGCGGAGGCCAUAGCCCUGGCGGCCAAUGGUCAGGGCGGGCUGCUGACGUGCGCCCUGCGCCCCAGCAACAUCUUUGGCCCGGGGGACCCUGACCUCGUGCCCAUCACUGUCAGAAACGCGCAGAAGGGGAAGCUCAAGUUCAUAGUGGGAGACGGGGAGAACAUGUCUGAUUGGACGUACGUUGAGAACGUGGUGCACGCUCAUAUCUGCGCUGAGAAAGCUCUUAGCGAGUACAAGGGCGACCCAGCCAGUGAGGACUCGCCAGCUGGCAAGGCCUACUUCGUGACCAACGCGGAUCCAAGGCGGUUCUGGGACUUCAUCUUCGCCAUCGCAGGGGGCUUCGGCUACAGCAGCAAGCCCAUAGCCAAGCUCCCAGCAGACGUCUUGAUUCCCAUAGCAGCGGGCGUGGAGGCCGUGUCAAACGCCCUGGCCCCUUUCGGCGUGCCCCCGUCAGAUUUCACGCCUGCCCGUCUGCUCAUUGCCACCCGCUGGCGGACCUUUUCACCUGCCCGGGCGGGCAGGCUGCUGGGCUACAAGCCAAUCGUCACAGUUGAUGAGGGGCUAGAGCGCACAAUAGCAGCGUACCCUCACCUACAGCGCGCAGCAUACGAGAAGGAAAGGGCCGCAGAGGCAGCAGCGGCGCGAGCAGCGUUCAGAAAGCGCUCAGCUGUGCACAAGGCGCUGGGAGGAGGGGUGGUUGCCGACCUGCUGCUGUGGCAGGACGCGCGGAUGUCAGUGCUGGCGAUGCUGCUGGCGUGGAUGGUGCUGCGGUGGGCCAUCGGGAGGGUGGGGGGGACUCCGGUGCUCUCCCUUGCAGCUUCUGCAGCAAUGGCGUUCCUGCUGCUCGCGGCAGUGCUGCAUCGCGUUGCUCCGGUGGCCAAGAGGUUCCGCCUGCCUCUGCCUGACGUGGCGGCUGUUGAGUGGCGCAUUCCCGAGAAGCCAGUGGUAGAGGCUGGCCAAUGGGUGGCUGCCACGUGGAACGGCUCUGUGGCGGCCCUGCAGGAGAAGCUUCUGAACGAGAGGGACUGGGGCACUGCUGGCAAGGUGCUGGGUGUGCUGACUGUGCUUCAGCUCUUCUCAUCUUUCAUCAACAUUCACACUCUUUCCUUCCUGGCCCUACUGGCGGUGUUCGCAAUCCCCUCUGUCCUGGACAAGAGACUAGGGAGCAAGGCGGCACUUUCCAGCAGCCAAGCCAAUCAAGCGUCCUCCCCCUCGGGUGCCGUCACAUCAUAAUUAGCCAUACAAGCAGUGGUGCGGUGCGGGCAUGCUAUGGUUGACCCAAACAUCGCUAGUUUACGGAUAAUAAGGGAGGUGGACUGAGUGGCCACACAUACAAUACAUUGUCACGAGCAGUGCUGCCAGGUAGCGCCGGCAGGCAGUGCUGUCUGUGUUAUAGUAUUCAUGGUUCCCUUACAGAUGUGCUGUGCAGCCGUUAGCCCUUCCAACUUGGUGCCGCUGAUUCCACGUCACAGUGCAUGUCAGUGCAUACAAAGCUACACUACACAUGUAUCAUGAUAUGGUAAGAGGUGAAGCUCCUGGUGAUAUCUGUUUCUCUGCAUGUGGUGCACAGCUAAACAUCUCGAUAAUAAAGAAACCAUUUUUCG
This is a messenger RNA of Closterium sp. NIES-67, 2288 nucleotides long. NCBI's taxonomy places the organism in Eukaryota, Viridiplantae, Streptophyta, Zygnematophyceae, Desmidiales, Closteriaceae. The record is from the annotation of a GenBank genome assembly.